AUGGCGUAUUGUGUAUUGCCGAGGGAAUGUUCACGAGAAAUCCGUAAACUAGGGUCCUCGAGGUCUCUCAAUCAGGAUGGGAAAAUGGUGGAUACAAGGGCUUCUUUCAACUGUUUUUGUAGCUUAUGGAUUGUCAGGCCGAGGAGUGGCUUCCAUCUGACUAACAAGUUGAUUUCUGUGCACGAAAACCUGGAGUGGAGGAAAGGAAUACUACACCCAAUCCGGAGGAGUUUGAGAGAAAAAUUGAGGAAAAUUACGAUGCCGGUGAACAUGAUUCAGGACGGCGAUGGAUCAUCUCGGAUUAUAUUGACUGAGCCCGCCGGUUCGACAGCCGAGGUGCUUCUGUAUGGUGCGCAGGUUGUUUCUUGGAAGAAUGAACGAAGAGAAGAGCUUCUUUUCAGGAGCCAUAAGGCUCUAUCGAAACCUCCUAAGUCCAUCAAGGGUGGUAUCUCCAUUUGCUUUCCCCAGUUUUCCAACUUUGGUUCACUGGAGCAACAUGGAUUUGCAAGGAAUAGACAAUGGUCAGUUGAUGAUUCCCCUUUACCUACGCCUCCAUCUAACAAUCAGUCUACUGUGGAUCUUAUUCUGAAAUCCGCAGAAGGGGAUUUGAAGACUUGGCCACAUAGAUUUGAGUUGCGGUUACGUGUUUCUCUGAGUGCCAACAAGCUCACCUUGAUCCCUCGUGUGCGAAAUACUGAUAGCAAAGCCUUUUCAUUCACAUUUGCUUUGUGUAAUUACCUAUCUGUAUCUGAUAUCAGUGAAGUGCGUGUGGAGGGCUUGGAGACACUUGACUACCUGGAUAAUUUGUUGCAGAAAGGAAGAUAUACAGAGCAGGCAGAUGCAAUUACCUUUGACGGCGAGAUUAACCGCGUGUAUUUGAGCACACCAACAAAGAUAGCCGUAAUAGACCACGAGAAGAAGAGAACCUAUGUAAUGCGCAAAGAAGGCAUGCCAGAUGCAGUUGUAUGGAACCCUUGGGACAAAAAAGCGAAAGCUCUUCCAGAUUUAGGCGAUGAGGACUACAAAACUAUGUUAUGUGUAGACUCUGCUGCUAUUGAAACCCAAGUCAUCUUGAAACCAUCUCAAGAGUGGAAGGGCCGUCAAGAGCUAUCCACUGUGUCCUCAAGUUACUGCAGUGGACAAUUGGAUCCUCGUAAAGUCCUUCAUGGCUUCAGCUGA
This is a messenger RNA of Fraxinus pennsylvanica, 1179 nucleotides long. Lineage: Eukaryota; Viridiplantae; Streptophyta; Magnoliopsida; Lamiales; Oleaceae. The record is from the annotation of a GenBank genome assembly.